UCUAGGGGCAGCCGGCGCGCUUCUCUGGUUGCAGCUUGGGCCGCACGGGCGGCUCCUGUGGUGGGCGGCCAGGGGCGAGCCGAGAUGGGCUGUAGACGCGCGAGGUGAUCAGCUCGCACGCGGACCCACGCCUCCCGCCGCACUGCCUCAAGAAUCUAUUCUGUGGGUGCAGGCACGCACCGGACGCAGACCCGGCCGGAGCAUGCGGGGUGUGGUGUGGGCGGCCCGGAGGCGCGCGGGGCAGCAGUGGCCUCGGUCCCCGGGCCCUGGGCCGGGUCCGCCCCCGCCGCCACCGCUGCUGUUGCUACUACUCCUGCUGCUGGGCGGUGCGAGCGCGCAGUACUCCAGCGACCUGUGCAGCUGGAAGGGAAGUGGGCUCACCCGAGAGGCACACAGCAAGGAGGUGGAGCAGGUGUACCUGCGCUGCUCAGCAGGCUCUGUGGAAUGGAUGUACCCAACUGGGGCACUCAUUGUUAACCUACGGCCCAACACCUUCUCACCUGCCCAGAACUUGACUGUAUGCAUCAAGCCUUUCAGGGACUCCUCUGGGGCCAAUAUUUAUUUGGAAAAAACUGGAGAACUAAGACUGUUGGUACGGGAUAUCAGAGGUCAACCUGGCCAAGUGCAGUGCUUCAGCCUGGAGCAGGGAGGCUUGUUUGUGGAGGCGACACCCCAACAGGACAUCAGCAGAAGGACCACAGGCUUCCAGUAUGAGCUGAUGAGUGGGCAGAGGGGACUGGACCUGCAUGUGCUGUCUGCCCCCUGCCGACCUUGCAGUGACACCGAGGUCCUCCUUGCCAUCUGCACUAGUGACUUCGUUGUCCGGGGCUUCAUCGAGGAUGUCACCCAUGUACCAGAACAGCAAGUGUCAAUCAUCUACCUGCGAGUGAGCAGGCUCCACAGGCAGAAGAGCAGAGUCUUCCAGCCAGCUCCUGAGGACAGUGGCCACUGGCUGGGCCAUGUCACAACACUGCUGCAGUGUGGAGUACGACCAGGGCAUGGGGAAUUCCUCUUCACUGGACAUGUGCACUUUGGGGAGGCACAACUUGGAUGCGCCCCACGCUUUAGUGACUUUCAAAGGAUGUACAGGAAAGCAGAAGAAAGGGGCAUAAACCCCUGUGAGAUCAAUAUGGAGUGACUUGCAGGGUGACACAGUACUGUUGUCCUUCAAAUGAGCCGUGGUGUUGUGGUCUCAAUUGCUCUCUCAAAUCCUGAUAGCGAUUGCAGACUGGUGGCAUGGGCCCAGCCCGGUGCUUGAACUGGGAAGGUAUAUGCUGCUCUGACCCCUUAGGUCUCAGCCAAGGAGGCCCUGACCCAUUGGAAAUGCUGUAAAAUACAAACUAAGUUAUUAUAUUUUUUUUUGUAAAAGA
Molecule: messenger RNA, 1370 nt
Organism: Grammomys surdaster
Lineage: Eukaryota; Metazoa; Chordata; Mammalia; Rodentia; Muridae
Gene: Metrnl
Product: meteorin like, glial cell differentiation regulator
Exons: 4
Coding region: 203-1138 (311 amino acids)
Biological process (GO): positive regulation of brown fat cell differentiation; energy homeostasis
Molecular function (GO): hormone activity
Source: RefSeq, a predicted model, not a curated record